GGCAUCCGGACGCAAUGUUUACAAGUUGAAGGCCUGACAUCCACGUCUGUCGAGGAGCGAGAGAUGGAUGUUGAAUUUCAGUGAAAAAGCGAAGUUGCGUCCCACUGCUCACCUACAUGAUCCUCUCAUUCAAAGACAAGUUGAUGGCAGUAUGCGGAAGUACCAGCAGCUUGCGCUUACCAUUGUUUCAGUGGUGUGUCUUGUUGCCUUCUUGUUUUAUAAACAUGAAUACGAAAGGCUGAGAUACACCCUUGAAUACCUCGACACCUUUGGUGAACCUCCCUCCAAAUUAGAAGCAGCAAGACCUCAAUGUGGCUACAACACUCACCACAAGAUUGCAACGCCUCCUGCUGACUGGGUUCAAGUCACCUUUGACCUUGAGGUUUAUUCAUCUUACUGGGAUGACUCAAAUGGCUUGGGCGAGCCACAGAUCCGAACAGUGGGAGCUGUACGCAAGACCUCAGCUACUCCUUCAGAUCUUGGGUGUUUGGUAUGGUUUGAGUCCGAGAGUGAGCCAGUGCCAGGAUCUUGCAGUGUAGAACCAGUGUCAGAGAGAGAGCAUGGCCACAGCACACAUAAGGAAGAUAUAGAGGUCUUGUAUUUACUGUGCACAGCCCAUAACAAGAAGCUUAUGUUAAGCAAAACUCCAUACAUGAUUCAGUUUACUGUAGGUAAUUCUGAAGUAUCAAAGCCAGUCUUCAUACAUGAGAGUGAGAGCUCAAAGAGUGUUAUCAAUAAAUCUGCAGUCUGUAUUCUUCCAGUGGAGGGUCCAGUAACUACUUUGAAGAUAAUUGAAUUUAUAGCCUUUUAUAACAUUAUUGGCAUUGAUAGGUUUUCAAUUUAUGGUCCAGUUCUCACACCUCUUGCUAGAAAACUCUUAGACAAAUACAGUGACGAGGUUGGUAUCGAAUUUGAAGAAAAACUUUUUAGCUCUUCUCAUAGUUUCAAACUUGAAAAGGCAGUUGUCAAAAAGAUAGUUGAAUUAGAUUGUCUCUACCGUCAUCGUGACACACAUGAGAAUGUCUUGAUUCUAGACUUGGAUCAGUAUCUUAUACUGAAGCACAAAGCUACACUGCAAGAAACUUUAAUGGUAUUGGUGGGCAGUAAUCGACGCUCAAGAGAAGUAGCAGAGUUCCAUUUUUCAAGCCAAGAAGUUUGCCUCGAUCAAGAUCACUUAAAGAGGGGCACUUUACUAUUGUCACAGCAAAUCCAUAAGGUAGGCUCUGCUAAGGAAAUGGGUGUAGCAGUUCUUCGUCCACAUCUAGUGACGGCUUCCCUGCUGGGUAGAUUAGGAGAGGCACCCAAGAGUCAGCAUGUGUCCUUAGCAACUGCAUUUGUACAUCAGUACUCUGUUUGCUCGUCUACGGACAAUCAUGAUGACCAGCAGCAUCUUCCUACUACAAAAUGGAUUUUAGAUAAAUUAGAGAAGUCCCUCUUAUACAGAAAAUGGGGGAUAAAUCGCUGAGCAUUUAACAGCUAGAUUCAAUGUAUGUGUGAUAAACCAUAGGUUUGUAUAGGACUAACCUUAUUUCUGGGUCAAGUCUGGCAAGAUUAUUCUGAAGGAUGUUGGAAUUUUAUAGAUUCGCUACUAUUAGUAAAACUAGUUAAAGCAAAAGAUUUUCCCUCAAUGAAUUAAAUACUACCAGCAACAUUCCACUUGUGAAGGGAUAAGUAUUUGAAAAGCUGGGAUACUUCUUAGAUGGUUGAGGUACAAGAUAAUUUGAUGACUUUAAUUUCAGUAUUCUUUUCCAUUGCAUCUUUUUAUACGGUAAAAGGUAAUGUUAUUAGAAACAGUAAUCUCAAUUGUAAUAUAAAAAGAAUUCAGGCUCAAAUGGUUGUAGUAAGUAUUGAGUAGACAAAUGUUUAUUAAUCUUUUUUUAAUGGUGUGGAUCUCAAAUAUGUGUAUAUUGGUGAGCAUGUAUCCAAUUCUGAGGAGACUUUGUACAUGACAAGGGUAAAUAGAACAGUAAACUAAUGCAUUUAUAAACUUAAGAGUGCAAUGCUGAAUGGGGCUAUUUUGUAAGCAGACAUUCUGAAUAUCGCCAAAUGGGAACAUUAUCAUACUAUAUGUAAUCCUUAGGUUUAGUUUACAUAUUUGGAACAUUUAGUAUUAGCAUGUCCAGAUGACGCACUGUUAGGAGGGUUACAUUUUAGGUCCAGUGUGUUCCUGAAUCAUUAACACAAGAAUAUUGUGUUAUCAUAUUCAUUUGGAGAUUACAAGUUCCUAUAUUGACUGAUUGUGUGUCACCAUUCAAAUUAAAUUGACUGAUCUGAUUUCUUUUCCCAUUAGUAAUCACUUGUAUAGUUUUUGUUUGUUUCCCUAACUAUAUUUAUACUGACUGAAAGUUGCAUGUAAAUGCAUUUUGUGAUAAGCUUCCCAUCCCUGUGAUUCAACAUUUCAAAUUUUUAUGUAAUAUUACUAGAAAUCUCCUUUGUUGCUGUUGAGUAAAAGACUUGAGUUAAUGUUUAUAUAGAGCAGGCACCAUGUCAUUGAUUGCCUGGAAAUUAGGAUAUGAUAUUUAGAUGUACUACAAGGUUUUUGUAGGAAAGGAUAAUGAUAUUUAAAUAAAAAAUGAUUAGUUA
This is a messenger RNA of Penaeus vannamei (Pacific white shrimp), 2583 nucleotides long. RefSeq lists its product as uncharacterized. Gene Ontology annotation, cellular component: cytoplasm. The record is from RefSeq and is a predicted model, not a curated record. Gene Ontology annotation, molecular function: glycosyltransferase activity. NCBI's taxonomy places the organism in Eukaryota, Metazoa, Arthropoda, Malacostraca, Decapoda, Penaeidae.